AUGAUUCGCAAAACUGUACUGUUGUCGUUGCUUUUCAUAUCCACAACAUGCGCACUUGCACUUCAAACAAUAAGAGAUCUUUCAUUGCCAAAUCCAACACCAAUUAUCGAGUCUAGCGAGGUCACUAGUGCCCUAGCCACCGAUGUGACCGUGUCUACUGACAAGACAAGCGCCUCACCCGAGGCAGCCCGCUCAUCUAGUACGGAAGCAUCCGAUGACAGUUCUUUCGUUUAUUUAUCCGUCACAACUGGGCCCCCUGAUGUCCUCGGUAUCGGAAACGUGAGCGGAUUUUAUGGACCAGGAAGCUGGGCAGCAUGGUUCCUUUCCAUCGUAGCCUCGUGGGUCCGGUUUAUUCGAGGCUCAGAAGAGAGAUUUGAUCCAAACACAUGGCUCUUUUUGCUCGGCACGAACUGGGCCGCUGUCGGACUUUUACGUGGGAUCCGCUUGGCUCAAGGUAUUCCACAAGACUCUCCGACCUACGAUGCAGAUUUGAACAGCAUGCAAGGAUCGAUUGCUGCAGCAUUCACCAUCACGUUCUGGGGAACCUUUCAUGCCUCGAUACAAUAUCUCGUGACGAUGAGAUAUUGUAUCACUAUGAAGACUCAACGCCAUCGUUUAUGGACACUCCUACUCGGAAUGAUAUUGCCCUCCAUCGCAUUACUGAGUUCCUCGGGGCUUAUCAGAACCAUGAAUGUGCCUGAACUAUACUGGCAAGGAAUGCACGGCGGCGCCCGGGACUUCAACUUGCGAGUUGCUGCUGGAACUCCGUAUUUUAUUGUGCCAUUCUCCGUGUGGCUGCUCGACUAUUUGAACAUACCAAUGAUGCCCACAAUGAUCAUCGACCUGAGGAAGCGAACAGUGAAGAAAAUGAGAGCAUCGAGGGUGAUAGCAAGCCUCUUCCGUGGAAUUGCUUACGUGUCAGUUGUUAUGCUCAUACUCUCGAUGAUGAUGCUCGAGGCCACCAGGAAUGAAAAGUGGUUAUUGGGACUGCUACCCCUCGCCCCAAUGUAUAUCUAUCUACUUGUGCUCGUUGCUCCAAUCUUUUGGAGCAUAAUGCUCACCUGUGCGAGUGCUUGGUAUGUUGUUAUGACUUAUGUGGCUCGCAGUGUUAAGGCAUCUCAAUCGUGUUUCUUUAUGCCGUGUGCCCCACAGUCGAUCAACGAAGAAGAUCAACUAUUUGCUCUAUUUGCAGGCCUCUUGAUGUUCCUUGGAUGGGAAAUUAUCCCGGUUCUUGUAAAGGGAUUCAGAAAACGGUACAGAGAUCGGCAAGAGUCCAUUGAGCACAUGGAAGAGCGAAUGAGACAGCUUGAGAUGAGGCGGAUACUGCGCAGGUUCGGUUGGGAGACGUCCACUGGCAGGACAACUAGAGACCCAGAGGACUGA
Molecule: messenger RNA, 1383 nt
Organism: Penicillium paradoxum
Lineage: Eukaryota; Fungi; Ascomycota; Eurotiomycetes; Eurotiales; Aspergillaceae
Exons: 1
Coding region: 1-1383 (460 amino acids)
Source: RefSeq, a predicted model, not a curated record